Messenger RNA from Tribolium madens (black flour beetle), 1930 nucleotides. Its product is annotated as juvenile hormone esterase-like. Bases 83 to 1789 code for a protein of 568 amino acids. NCBI's taxonomy places the organism in Eukaryota, Metazoa, Arthropoda, Insecta, Coleoptera, Tenebrionidae. The record is from RefSeq and is a predicted model, not a curated record. The transcript has 10 exons.
UGAGAAAUUUCCUGUGUAAAAUUAUUUGAAUCUAGUACAAAUAUUAGUUUUCGUUCAAUUCUAACUCACAUAUUUCACAGCAAUGAAACCAAUAUACCACGUUUUAUGGGUUUAUUUAGCAGUAUUUUUAAUUAAUAAAGGUCUGUGUUGCGUAUUUUUGAGAUUAAACAAAGGACUGAUUAAAGGGCGCAUUGCUACAAUUCCAAACAGCAAUAAAAAAUUUUAUGCUUUCCAACAAAUACCAUAUGCUGCUCCACCAAUUGGAACAUUACGCUUCCAGCCUCCUGUACCGGUUAACGCAUGGGACAAUAUUUUAGAUACUACAAAAAAUACAAAAAUUUGUUAUCAAAUUGGUGUUAAUUCGAUAGAGGAAGAUGAAGAUUGUCUUUACUUAAAUGUUUAUACCCCAAAAUUACCUUCUACGAAUAGCAAUACAUCUUUACCUGUUAUGGUUUUCUUCCACGGAGGAGCUUUUGCCAUAGGAGACUCUAAAUAUUCUUCAUAUGGACCCGAAUUUCUUGUAAAUCAUGAUGUAGUUAUUGUAACUUUAAAUUAUCGGCUUGGAGUAUUUGGUUUUUUGUCAACACAAGACGAAGUGAUCCCUGGUAAUAAUGGUCUUAAAGACCAACUAUUUGCUUUACAAUGGGUCAAUAAAAAUAUUCAUUUAUUUGGCGGAAAUUCGUCUGAAAUUACUAUAUUUGGACAAAGUGCGGGAGCUGCAUCAGUUGGUUAUCAUCUGGUUAGCAAAAAAUCAACCGGGUUAUAUCGAGCUGCUAUAAUGGAAAGUAGUUCAGUCUUAAACUCAUUUGGUUAUCAGAGAAAUGCCAAACAUUUUGCACAUAAAAUAGCGUCUUAUAUUAAUGCAAGCGUAACUGAAGAAAGUGCAUCUGAAGAAAUUCUCAGUGUUAUGCUUCACGCUUCAUCUACAGAAAUUGAUAAGGCGGCUGAUAAAGUAGCUUCUGAGGAAAGUUACAACAGUGCUCAACUAUUUCAAGGCUACUUUUUUGCACCUGUUGUCGAACUAGAUUCCAAAAAUGCGUUUUUAACUGAAAAUAUGUUUGAGAUUUUAGACAGAGGAGACGCCAACAAUGUUCCUGUUAUUAUUGGAAUAAAUUCUGAAGAAAGUCUGAGUCAAAACACAGAUGUAAAUUUUUUAACACGACUUAUGAAAUUAUACGAUAACGAUUUAAAAGCUCUUGUUCCUAAUAAUAUGAACAUCGUUGAUGAAAACUCUAAAGAAGAAGCAGGGCAACUUAUACGAGAGUUGUAUAGUGGAGAUGAUUUACUACAAAAUGUUCCAGCAGCUGGGAUAAAAUAUAUGAGUGAUACAACAUUUACAAGACCCGUAAUUAAGUAUACUUUAUUACAGUCAAAACAUUCCGAGCUAUACUUUUAUCAGUUUUCAUAUGACGGAAAACUGGGAAAUAUUUCUGUUGUAGUUGAUGGAACAGAACGUGUAGGUCAUAAUGAAGAACUUGCUUAUCUCUGGAGAAUUCAAAAUGAAAUAUUUGAUAAUUAUGAUUUGUCACUAUUUCCAGAAAGUGAUAUUACAAUACAAAAUCGUUUGGUAAAAUUGUGGACUAAUUUCGCAAAAACUUUAAAUCCAACACCUGAAAAAAUUGAUCUUUUUCAAAAUAUAAUUUGGCCACAAGUGUUAGAAGACAAUGAUUUUCCUUAUUUAAAUAUAAACGAAAAUUUACAAAUAAAAAAUUAUCCAAAGAACGACAGUUUUUGCGGAUGGGAAAGAAUUUACGACCAAUAUGGAAAUCGGCCCUAUGAUUCAUAUUAACUCUUGAUUUAUAUUAAUUUAAUUUACAAUUACAGAAUAGUUAGUUAACAAUUUGAAGACAGAAAUUUUAAACAUCCUUUUUCUGAUUUUUAAAUGUUUUUGUGUCACAGUAAUAAAAAAACUUAUGUUACUUUAAAUACA